Molecule: messenger RNA, 572 nt
Organism: Purpureocillium takamizusanense
Lineage: Eukaryota; Fungi; Ascomycota; Sordariomycetes; Hypocreales; Ophiocordycipitaceae
Exons: 1
Coding region: 264-572 (102 amino acids)
Source: RefSeq, a predicted model, not a curated record
GGCAAAACACGACCAACCUUGAUGGGCUCACGCACACACGCACGCACGAGUCACGACUCAGCGGGCGGACGGGCGGGCGGGCGGAUGGGCCCUGCCAGCCUCGCGAUGUGCCGUUGAGACACCCACAGCGGCGACGCAUCCGUACACCCCCUCUUGCCCGGACCCAGGUUUUUCGGUCUGCUCGUUAUUUCUUCUGGCUCGCAGGCUCGUGACUGAGAAAGUGAUGGUGGUGCUGGUGCUGCGGCUGCCUCUGGUGGACCGUAAUGGUGGUGGUGGUACUGACGUAUGCAAAAGGAUAUAAGGCUCGCGUUGUGCCCGCCUCCUCGCUCGAGUCUCGAAAUCUUUCUCCUCUUCUUUUCUUUUGUUUGAUUUCCUGGGCCGUCCUGCCCAGUGAAUUGGCCGACCGGUCCACCUCGAUGUCGAUUCUCGAUGCCGGCAGCCCAUCCUGGGCUCCCCUCGCCUGUCGUCGUUACUCCCUGCUUCACUGCCCUUCACGCACUGGUUUCGUCCGUGGGAUCAGUGUUUGGCUCAGUCAGCCAUCGCGACUCGAAUACAGGACGUCGCUCGAGUGA